UAAUGACAAACAAUAGCCCCGAGCUAGAAGAAGGCAUCAUUCUUUUUUUCCCAUUUCACGUGGCCCCAACAUUAGCAUAAGCAUACGAAACUGGCUGAUUUAUGCGUAGUUGCACAACUAACAAACGAUUCAUUUCUCAGUGCGGGUACGAGGGACACGGCCUUCGACAACGUAAACAUUAUUUACAUUAUAAUGAUAACAAUAAUAAUAAUUAUAAUAAAAAUAAAAAUAAUAAUAUUCAAGAAGAAGAAAGAAAAUUACAUUUGGCUCAAACCGAAUCUUAAGAUGCCCAUCACGCAUUCCUUUUAACAACUAGAUUCGUUGAGUGGAUGUUUCGUUUGGUUUCUUGAUUCCAAACAAGUAGAUCGACGGGCAGAUUUAAAACAAUAUGGCAGACCGCUCAAGACGAUUCUUCAUAUCAAAUAGCUUGAACCGAGAGCCGUCUUUAUAUCGAUGCUUCAAUGCCGAAAAUAGCAAUCGACAAUUCUACUCAGGUUAAUCUUUCCCAUGCAAGACGCAGCUUGACAGUCACAUCGAAGGGCAGACGGACAGUCACAUGUCGUUUUCGGUUUCACUUAAAUAUUUAAUUUAGGGCAUAUAAACCCAAAUUUAAACAGACAUAGCCUCUGACAGAUGCACAGGCAUAUAUCUACCUGCCGUACGAGUAUAAAGUCUAGUAUCCGUUUCAUAGAAUAAGAGAAAGCAUCAUCAGCGACGAACAACAGCAAUAACGACAGCAACAAAAAAAGAAAAAAAAAAAAAACAAAAAGAAGAAAAAGAAAAAAGCAAAAGAUUACUUAGUUGCUCAUAAAAUGCCACACUGCCGGGAGGCAGGCAUAAUAGAGGAGGAGGAUAACAGCAUAUCCUCACUGCAAAUGUGAGUGCAUUUAACACUAACACUCACUACCUUUAACUAUGUAACACUUCAGCAAGGAUAAAAUUCGCAUAAGAACAGCAGCAACAACAGCAACAACUGCAAAAAAAGCCAACGAACAGUACCAAACAGAACAAAGCAAAAUAAUGCUGAACAAAAUGAACAUGUCAACUGAAAACUGUAUAGCAGCAACAACAACAACAACAAGAAGAACAACAGCAGCAGCAGCAGCAGGUGCAACCAAACGCAGGCAAUAUACUCGCAACACUGCCGUUGUUGUCGAGUAGAUUAAGAAAAAGAAAGAUCGGGUGCUGGAAGCCCUAGCAGAGUAGAUGGAAGAAAAUUGCAUAGAAAAGGAAAACAACAAGAAAAAAAGCAAAAAAAUUUUUUGUUGCCAACACAACUGUCUUUGGGCGAAUUUUGAAUAACCAAGUAUCCACCUAAAUAGACAGAUAUACGCACAAAUUUACAAACGCAUAUUAAACAAACUCGCACACACACACACCCAUACACACAAACACACAUGCUCUUAAACACUUCAGCUUACUUACUCAAAACAAGAAGGAAAUUGUUGUCUCUGACACUAGAACAAUACAACAAGCUUUACAUGCACAUUACACACGCAUAUAUAUAUAUACAUAUAUAUAUAUAUAUAUAUAUAUACAUGUACGUAUAAACACGCAUAUACAGGCAUGCAAUAAUAACAGCGUACGAACGUAUACUUACUUACUUACUUACUUAUACACAUAUAUAUAUAUAUAUAUAUAUACUUCAGAACAAAUGAUAUGCUACAUAUAGAAAAUGCGAAAUGAAAGUGACGCACAUGGUUUCACGUGAAUAUGAGCCGCAUGAGCAUAACGUGCUAUAGAGAUGAAGCACCACUUGUAUGUUGUAAGUUGUAUACACAUAAGCACGUUAAUGCAUAUGCAUUUCAUUCGGUAGAUAUGCAUAUGUACAUACAAGUGUGUUAAAAGUGUUCUUAUAUAAGAGUUAAACAUAUACCUACCAUUGCAACCAACUACUACUACUUAUAUGUGCAUGUUGGUGUUUGUACGGAAGACAACAACUAGCGAGAGAAAGCAUAAAACCUUCUUCAGGAUUUUCUAAUAAAAAAAAAAAAAAAAAAAAAAAAAAACAUAAAAAUCUCGUAAAUUAUUAAAAUUUAUAUAUACAUGAAGAGUUCGCUUAGAAAGUAAGUGAGAGAGGGGGAUAGAACGAACAAAAUUGCUCCACAUAUAUAGCAUAGAAAAUAAAGACCUCUUCUCUCGUUCCCUCUCUUUCUUACGUCAAGAGACUCUUGUAAAAGUUACCGUUACAAGUGUUUUGUAUGCUGCCGCAAUCAUUGCCUGGAAACAACAAUAACAACAUUAAUAAUAAUAAUAAUAACACGAAGAAGAACAAAAAUAACAACAACAACAACAACAACGAUAAAAAUCUAACUUUAUUUUGUAGCCAUCAUUUGAUGAUUAAUUUCACCAAUAAAGGAAACCUAAGCAAACAUAAGCAUAACUGUGAAAAUUGCUUUUCCAUCAAUAAAGCGGCCGCUUGUUAAAGCAGCCGCUUUAAUAACAAUCAUAAUAAUGAUUAAGUUGCAUCAUAAUGGUAUGCAACGUGUAAUUUUAACGAUAUUGCCUUCUAAACUUAUAACAAUAGCACCAACAAUAACAACAACAACAACAACAAAAACAACAACAAAUCAAAUAUCAUCCUUAAGCAUAAAUACGACAACCGGGCGUAGAAAGUAUAGAAGAAAAGUCGAUUUAAUAGCGGCACCUUCAACUUUGUUGCUAGUGAAAGUGGUAAUGGUACUGCUAUUAAUAACUACAACAUGUAUAGAAAACGGUAGCGUUGUUUCCGCUUCCGGUCUUAACAAUAAAAGCUCUUCUUCUGGCUUUAGCAAUAGCAACAGCAACAGUAACAGCAACAGCAACAACAACAACAACAACAACAAUAAAAACAACCACAAUCUAGGCAAUAAUAACCUAAAUAUAAGAACUUCAGCUUUAUUAUCAGCUGCCACGACUAGCAGUAGUGGCUCAACAUCACUAGCAUCAUCGUCAGCGUCGUCGUCAUCAUCAUCAUCAUCAUCAUUAUUAUCGUUAGUGUCAUCUUCAUCGCUAACAGCGGCGACAUCCGGUGCAGCUGCCCCCGGAUUAACUUCAUCAUCAUCAGCCUCAGUUGUAAAUUCGGUACCAGUAUCGUUAUCGUUAACAGCUGUCAGUAGCAGUUCCAGUUCUAGUUCCUCAUUAUCUUUAUCAUCAUCGUCAUCAACUUCCUCGGCGUCAUUGUCUUCAGCCAAUUCACGCAGCAGUCGUCAAAAUAGUAAUAGCAAUAAUAACAACAACAACAACAAUAAUAGCAAUCAAAAUGACCAAUUACCCGCACAACUUUCAUCGCGCAUUAUACAUACACGCAAUGGUGCUUUAUCAGGUGUAAUUGUACAAUUAGAUGGCCGCCACUUAGAUCCGGUUGAGGCAUAUCGCGGUAUACCGUAUGCCUCACCUCCUGUCGGCAAUUUACGCUUUAUGCCACCGGUUUCGGCAGCCAUGUGGUCAGGUGUUAAGAAAGCAGACAGGUAUGUAUAUGAAUAUAUUUGUUCUACAUGAAUAUAUAUGUAUAUGCGUGUGUUUGAUAUAAGUAUUCUGCCAUUUCUACAUUUUCUCAAAACUGUUAAACCUUAAUUAUAAACGUUUAAGUUGUACAAGAAAGAGAAGAAAUAAGCAAAAAAAAAAAAAAAAAAAAACAGAAAAACAGAAUACAAAGAAUAAAAGGAUUGAAAUCGUGAUUGUGUUGAGUAAAUUCAGUACAAAGUAAUUAACCCAAUAACUAGUGGUAGGAAAAGAAAAAAAAAAAAAA
Glossina fuscipes is the source of this 3730-nucleotide messenger RNA. RefSeq lists its product as uncharacterized. The coding region runs from base 2455 to 3480 and encodes 341 amino acids. Gene Ontology annotation, biological process: modulation of chemical synaptic transmission; neuron cell-cell adhesion; synaptic vesicle endocytosis. Gene Ontology annotation, molecular function: signaling receptor activity; neurexin family protein binding. The transcript is spliced from 2 exons. Gene Ontology annotation, cellular component: postsynaptic membrane; cell surface; synapse. NCBI's taxonomy places the organism in Eukaryota, Metazoa, Arthropoda, Insecta, Diptera, Glossinidae. The record is from RefSeq and is a predicted model, not a curated record.